CUCUAUGCAGCAAGGAAGACAUACACAACUUACACAAUGAUUCCGAAUUAUCGGGAAACGAGGACAGACAGAAAACUUCGGUGUCGAACGACGCUCUGGAACAAAUCCAUCCAAGAGAUAAGGACAAGCAAGUGGAAAUUGCUCAGCGCCGAGGCAGACGACAGGCGGUUAUUGAUGAGAAGAAUCUCUUCGGGGAGGAUGAAAUGGAAAGCCAAGAGUGUAUUGCAAGCGGGGACAAACAGAACCGACAGUCCCCCGAGCCCCAUGUCCCUGACAGGUCGCCGAUUGUUCCUGCGACCACGGUAUUCCCAGAAAAUCAACGAAGAAUGCUAAGAAAGCAACACACUAUUGCUGAUCUGAGUUCCAGGGUUCAACCAGUAAUUAUCCCUCAGGAUUUCGAUCCAAAAAGAAGAGCUAACGUUUUUCUGAAG
Messenger RNA from Opisthorchis viverrini, 431 nucleotides. RefSeq lists its product as hypothetical. The annotation marks the transcript as partial. Lineage: Eukaryota; Metazoa; Platyhelminthes; Trematoda; Opisthorchiida; Opisthorchiidae. The record is from RefSeq and is a predicted model, not a curated record. The transcript is spliced from 4 exons.